Molecule: messenger RNA, 1541 nt
Organism: Drosophila nasuta
Lineage: Eukaryota; Metazoa; Arthropoda; Insecta; Diptera; Drosophilidae
Exons: 3
Coding region: 79-1353 (424 amino acids)
Source: RefSeq, a predicted model, not a curated record
UAAUAAUCAAAUCAGUCGCAAUCGCAACAGGGAAGUGAUCGUCGCGUGUGGAAUUUUCCGACAAACAAAAUCGUCGAAAUGGUCGUUGUAAAAAAUGAACAAAAUAUCUCAGUGCCCGAGUACUUGAACGAAGGAUUCUUUGUGGAAACUCUGGAGGAAGGAUUGCGUGAGUCAAAAGUAACGCUCUACGAGAUUAACUUCGAGUGGGGCAGCAAUCCAGGAGACAAUUACUGCUCAGCUAUCUACCGAGUGCUUUUGAAUUUCGCUCGCUGGGCUGAUGGAAAAGAGUCGACCAAAAGGGAGAACCUCUCCCUGAUUGUGAAGACUAUUCCCAUUUCCCCGGACACGCAAUUCCUUGAGGAUGUCAGUGUAUUCAUCAAAGAGAAGCAGACCUAUACAGACAUUUUGCCACGUUUGGAUAUUCUCAGCAAUGGCAGCAAAUUUGGCGCCAAAUAUUAUCAUUCCAUAAAGACCCCCGUGCAAACGAUUGUGUUCAAUGAUCUGAAAGUCGAUGGAUUUAAAGUUGCUUCCCGCGAAACAGGUUUGGAUUGGGAUCAUGCCUCCUUGAUCCUCCAGCAGCUGGGAAAAUUCCAUGCCACCUCAAUGGUGUUGGCACAGAAAGAUCCGGAAAUUGUUAAGCAAUAUACACGCGGCAUGCUUAGUGAAGACACCUUGUUGAAGAGCGAUACUUUUGAGAACAUGUUCAACGGAUUCCUCAAGGGUCUGAUUAAGGCUUCUGCCACUUGGCCCGGCUAUGAGAAGAUUACCAAGCACCUGCAACGCUUUUCGGACAACUUUAGAAGCAUUUUGGUGAAGGCUGCCAAGCCCAAACCUGGAGAUCGUUAUGUGGUUCUCAAUCACGGCGAUAUGUGGACCAACAACUUUAUGUACGCCUACGAGAAUAAGUCGAAGCCAGAGACUCCAACAAACGCCAUUUUUGUGGACUUCCAACUAUCGUUCUACGGCAGUCCAGCCUGCGAUUUGAACUUCUUCUUGAACACCAGCAUCAAAUUGGAUAUCAACAAGAAUCGUCGUGAGGAACUCAUCAAGGUCUAUUAUCAGGCAUUCAAGGAGGCCUUGGAAUACGCACGUUACGAGAAGAUUCCCAGCUAUGAAGAUCUACUUUGGGAACUGCGUAGCCGUGAGAUUUACGGAGUCUUUGGAUUGUUUGGCUUCUUGCCCAUGAUUACGAUGCCCAAAGAACUCUCCGCAGACAACAGCAUUGAGAACAUGAACGAUGAGAGUUUCAAGGCAAAGAAAAUGGAGGCGAUCUUCUCACAAGAGUUCCUCAAUGAUUACCACAAAUGGGCGCUGAAACGUGCCGAUGAGUUGGGCGUCUUUAACGAUUUCUAAGCCGAAGCUCCGCCAAGUGGCAAUGGGUUCAUCGACCUUAACGACAAAGUCAGGCGGCUGAACAAGGGAAAAGCAAAACUGUCCAGCUGCCUAGAAAUGGAGGCAGAGAGUGCUAAUUCCUAUGUCGUGCUUUUUAUAGACCAGAGUUCAAUUAAAAUGAUCUAACGUAGAUGUGUUUGUUCAAUCAA